Messenger RNA from Oncorhynchus masou masou (cherry salmon), 6355 nucleotides. Its product is annotated as metabotropic glycine receptor-like. Lineage: Eukaryota; Metazoa; Chordata; Actinopteri; Salmoniformes; Salmonidae. Gene Ontology annotation, cellular component: membrane. The transcript is spliced from 12 exons. Gene Ontology annotation, molecular function: G protein-coupled receptor activity. Bases 1 to 3912 code for a protein of 1303 amino acids. Gene Ontology annotation, biological process: G protein-coupled receptor signaling pathway. The record is from RefSeq and is a predicted model, not a curated record.
AUGGCUUUUUUUCUUAUUCAUCUGCUUCUGCAAAUGGGAUUCGUUUUCGGAUCUAAUUAUGGGUAUGUGGAAUGGUCGGAUAACGACAAAGACGCUGAAAUACGAUCGAAGAACCCCAUUAUGUACAGCACUCAAAAUAUCAACAAGGAAUCGAUGCACCAUCCAACUUCUUACCCAGGACCCUUCACGGAGCGCACCAUUGUGGCGCACAAAAUCGAAGAGGACCUGCCUAGGGUGGUAACAGCUUUCCUGCACACGGGAGACUCGUCUGCUCUAGAACAAGUCAACUGUUCUCGGAGGUAUGAGUUGAGUAGCCUCCGCGGUGGAACCAAUGUGGCCUCACACUAUUUUCUCCAUAGCGUGCUGGACACCAUGGCGCACGCAACCAACUUUCUGAACAUGAUUUUACAAGCCAACAGGUCAAGAGAGCACAGCCUUCGGAGGGAUAUUCACUGGUACCACGCACUGGUUCGGAGUAUUCUCGAGGGGGACCCCAAAAUUCACAGGGCAGUGGUUACAUUCCAUACUGAUGCUCCGACGCCGAGUCCCCAUGUUUUCCUUCAAGCGACAAGAACUGAAGGGGGAGUGGUUCUCCAGGACCUUUCCAACUCCGCUCACCACCAUCUCAAGAGCAGGAGCCCGGAUUCUGAGUGGUUUAACGAGUUCAGGGACCGAAAAAAAACGUACAUGCAGAGAAGGGCUUCGAGCCGAGACCCAGUAGCCACUCAAAAUGGCUACAUUCUGGACAAAAGCCAAAUCAAGUGGUCUGCGCCUUACCUGGAAUGCGAACAUGGGACUUUCGUACCACACUGGCUACUCACCUUGUCUGCAGGGUUCUAUGGUCUGAAGACAAAUUCCGCGCCCGAGUUCAGGGGUGUGGUUCGAGUGGACAUCAACCUCCAGGAUGUGGACAUUGACCAGUGCUCCAGCAGUGGAUGGUUUGCUGGAACUCACCGCUGUAAUCUGACCAGCAUGGAUUGCAAUCCCAUUGUCGGACAUGGAUUCGUGCUAGACAACUACAAGUGCCAAUGCCGGAGAGGCUUCUACCAUCCUAGCAGAGUGGCACUCAACGGCUUUACAAAGAGCGGUGGUCACGCUCAUGGUGAGGACCCCUCGGAGGGGUCCAGUAGGUGUCUGCCAUGCCGUGAGGGCUGCCCCUACUGCCGGGAUGACACGCCCUGCUUGGCUCAGGAGGACGGAGCCCUUCGGCUUUCCGUAGCCUCCUUCCAGGGCCUCUGUAUGCUGCUGGACUUAGUGGCCAUGGUGCUGGUCUACCACUUCCGCAGGAACAAGAGGAUCCGAGCGUCUGGUCUCGUCCUCCUGGAGGCCAUCUUGUUUGGAGCCUUGCUUCUCUACUUUCCCGUGAUGAUACUGUACUUCAGCCCCAGCGUGUUGCGCUGUAUCCUCCUGAGAUGGGUGCGACUCCUGGGCUUUGCCACGGCCUACGGAACAGUGAUCCUGAAGCUUUACAGGGUGCUGAAGGUGUUUCUGUCCCGUACGGCACAGCGGACGCCCUACAUCACCAGCUGGCGGGUGCUGCGUCUGCUGGGGGUCAUCCUGCUGGUGGUGCUGUGGUUUCUGGUGGCCUGGACCUCGGCCGUGUGUCAGACACCUGACCGGACAUCGGCCCUCAUCGAUGUGGGCCUCACCCCCGACGGGCUGCAGUUCAGCAUGUGCCUGCUGGACCGCUGGGAUUACAUGAUGGCAGUUGCCGAGUUCCUGUUUCUUCUGUGGGGAGUGUACCUCUGCUAUGCUGUCCGGACCGUACCGUCAGCCUUCCAUGAACCACGCUACAUGACUGUUGCCAUAUACAAUGAACUCCUCAUAUCGGCAGUAUUCCACACCAUUAGGUUCACUCUGGCUCCUCAGUGGCACCCUGACUGGAUGCUCAUGUUGGUCUUCACUCACACACACCUCACCGUGACUGUGUCUUUGGGGCUGCUGUUUGUACCAAAGUGUCUGUCCACAGUGACCCAGGCGAGUGAUGACAUUGCCACUGAAACCUAUGAAGAGGAGCUGGACAUGGGCCGGUCCGGGUCCUACCUCAACAGCAGCAUCACCUCAGCCUGGAGCGAACACAGCCUGGACCCCGAAGACAUACGGGAUGAGCUCAAGAAGCUUUACGCCCAACUGGAAGUCUACAAGCGCAAGAAGAUGCUGGCCAACAACCCACACCUGCAGAAGAAGCGCAGCUCCAAGAAGGGCCUGGGCCGCUCUCUCAUGAGGCGCCUCACUGAGAUCCCGGAGACCUUGCACCGACAUGGCAGCUAUGGCAGCCGUGAGGAACGUGACGGUAGCGAGCACGGGAGCAACCGCAGCACCCUUCGACGGAAUCCCUUCGACUCGUCCCAUUCAGGUCACAAGUCCAGGGAAGACUCUUUGAAAAGCAAAGUUCUGGGCCUGAAUAAGUCACACAGCUACGACCACGUUUGUGACCAAGCUAAGGAAACUGCCGGCGGAGAGGGCUUGGGUGGGGACAAAAUGGCCACCGGCGAUGGUUCCUUGCUGGGAUCUCUCAUUAGGAGGCAGGUUAAGAAGUCACCAGAUCCUGCCCCAAAGGUGGAACCGGCCGAGUCAGUGCCCUUGGUCUGCAAGUCGGCCAGCGCGCACAACUUCACAGCGGACAAAAAGCCCAUUCAGCUGAGGACGUCCAUCAUGCAGAAGUCACUGAGUGUCAUCACCAGUGCCAAAGAGAAGAUGCCCGGGCUCACCAGCAAGACCCAUAGCGCAGAGGAUGCCAGCAAGAAGGGACUCAAGGGUCGCGAUGGAAGGAUGCUGUCUGAGGUGGACGAGAUGGAGUGUUAUCCUAAGAUGAUCAUCAGCCAGUCGGUAGAGUACUCCAGGACACCCAUGGCCAAGAUGGGCAUCAUGAAGCAGCAGGUGAGUGGCAGCCAGCCGUCCAUCAAUACAGAGCCGGGGAGAAACCUGUAUGACCUCUCCGAGGUGUGCUCUUGGGAUGUAGAGGACCCCCCAACCCCGUCGGAUGGAAGGUCCCAGAAGCAUGUAUCCAUUGCUCCGGGAGAGACCACCACGGUCCACAGGGGUGAUGGUGGUGGUGGCACGGGUACCACCAAGGGCAGUCGCUCCCAACAGAAGCAGCAGAGAACCGCAGGGCAAUCGCCUGCAGGCCGACAGCGCUCCAAAGACAAGGGGUGUGAACGAGACGAGUCCAGAGAAACAAGGAAGCCCAGGUCUCCCAGAUCUCCGCUCUUGCUCAAACCGGAGGUGUGCCCCUGGGCCUUUGAGGUGCAGCCGAUGUUGGGAGGCGAUUCAGACUCCAUCUCUCCAGAGAGGAUCAGACGUAAGAGGAGCGUCACACCAACUGAUGGGAAGCCCAAGAUCCUCCACUCAGACUACUCCAAAUCCACAGGGAGUCUGCUGCAGCCGCCCACCCUGAUGUUGGACAUCUGUCCCUGGGACUACAAUGAAGCCCCAGCCCCGCCUUCCCCCAGCCAGGAGAAGACCUGCUCCAGUCCCACGGCUCACUCCAAGCGGAAACGAAAAGGUUCGUGCUCCUCCAAAGAAAGGGGAGAGAGGGGUGAGAGAGAGAAAGGAGGGAGGGACAAGGAGGAGAAGCAGCACAGGUCAAAGAACAAGGAGAGGGAGAGCUCCUCCAGCAGGCCCUCGGAAAGACCACGUGUCAGCCAAUCAUCAGAGGGUGUUCCGGUCACCGUGCCAACAUCUGGGAGACGGAGGAGCUCAACGAGAGACCCGGAGGCGUCGGAGAACAAGAGGGUGGAGGCGUGCCCGUGGGAGGUAGAGGACGCGCAUGCCAGCGUAGCACAGAUAAAGCCUUCUCCAGCGAGAGAAAACUCUUUGAGUUCUAAUAACAAACAACCCGUUAGCACUGCUAAAAGGGUUGACGUUUGCCCCUGGGAUUUUGAAGACAAUGGGUCAGAGAAAAGUGCAUGAUAAUCAAAAUGAUAGACUAUGUGUUUUGUAUUCACGACACAAAUGCCUUGCAAACUGGGUUUUAAAGAUAAGGGUGGGAAAAACAGUUGUACUGUGGUACUAAAUCAUUUUGUGAAGUAAAACAUGCAAUACGGUCUGUUAAAGCAUUCCAAACAAAGUAUUUGUUCAAAUACAAAGUCCUGUUGUUAGUUGUGCAGCUUAAAGUCACUUUAUCCGCAAUGUAGAGAAAUGUUUAGUCGGCACUAUUUGCUUGUACAUUUGCUCAGUUUGCAGUUUUGCGCGAUUUGUCACACUCUUUAAUACAUUAAACACGUCCUUACUACCUGUGAGGGAAUUUACACUGAAUGAAUUACAGACAACAAUCUGAUUUAGACAGGUUUGUACAAGAACGUGGGACUGAUUUAACCAGUACAUUUUUGUAAACAACUAAUUGAUGAUGUUGCCACAUGUUCCAUUAUACUGGACUGGAGUUCUCUUUUGUCUGUUUCCUGCACCUGGGUCAUUCCAAUAUUCUAGACUGGAGUUCUCUUUUGUCUGUUUCCUGCACCUGGGUCAUUCCAAUAUUCUAGACUGGGGUUCUCUUUUGUCUGUUUCCUGCACCUGGGUCAUUCCAAUAUUCUAGACUGGGGUUCUCUUUUGUCUGUUUCCUGCACCUGGGUCAUUCCAAUAUUCUAGACUGGAGUUCUCUUUUGUCUGUUUCCUGCACCUGGGUCAUUCCAAUAUUCUAGACUGGGGUUCUCUUUUGUCUGUUUCCUGCACCUGGGUCAUUCCAAUAUUCUAGACUGGAGUUCUCUUUUGUCUGUUUCCUGCACCUGGGUCAUUCCAAUAUUCUAGACUGGGGUUCUCUUUUGUCUGUUUCCUGCACCUGGGUCAUUCCAAUAUUCUAGACUGGGGUUCUCUUUUGUCUGUUUCCUGCACCUGGGUCAUUCCAAUAUUCUAGACUGGGGUUCUCUUUUGUCUGUUUCCUGCACCUGGGUCAUUCCAAUAUUCUAGACUGGUGUUCUCUUUUGUCUGUUUCCUGCACCUGGGUCACUCCAAUAUUCUAGACUGGGGUUCUCUUUUGUCUGUUUCCUGCACCUGGGUCAUUCUUGUCAAGUAGUGGGCCAAGUAUGAAUUCAGAGUGUUGGUCAUCGGGAAGUGUAUAAUAUAACUUCCAUAUGAAGCACAGUGCACAGAUAAGUAUGCUGUUAAUUCUGGGGCCUUAUAGAUUAUACAAUUUGAAGUGUUGAGUAGGAGAAAUAGCUACAUUGGUGCACCAUACAUAGUUACCACUUCCAUAGCAACACGAGGAUGCAUCCCCUUAAGGAAGUGUAUCUAUUUGGUCUCCUUCCAGUCAAACAUGCUUUGUGUUCGUACAAGAAACAAACUGAAGAUUAUUUUUGAUGCUUACAUUUUGUAAAACUGCUAUAGAAUGUGGCAGAGCACUUCCAGAAAUUGCUUUGUUGUCAAUUCAUCAGUUUUACAUCCAAAAAUGCUACAGCAUUUGGUAAUGGACAUUUUUUGCAACAGAAACAAACAUUUCUUAUUGGACAAGUUCAACUUAGUCCCUCCCCUGUUUCAGUCUGUUUUUCUCCAAUUGGCUUCCUAGUGAGUAAAACCCAGCUAAUCCGUAACACAGUUCUUCUCAGUGGUGGAAAAAGUACCCAAUUGUCAUACUUGAGUACAUGUAAAGAUACAUUAUUGGAAAAUGACUCAUGUAAAAGUGAAAGUCACCCAGUAAAACAGUACUUGAGUAAAAGUCUAAAAGUAUUUGGUUUUAAAUAUACUUAAGUAUCAAAGUAAAACGUAUAAAUAAUUUCAAAUUGCUUAUAUUAAGCAAACCAAACGACACAAUAUCUUGUUUUUAUUUAUUUACGGAUAGCCAGGGGAACACUCCAACACUCAGACAUAAUUUACAAAUUAAGCAUUUAUGUUUAGUGAAUCUGCCAGAUAAGAGGAAGUAGGGAUGACCAAGGAGGUUUUCUUGAUAAGUGUGUGAUUGGACCAUUUUCCUGUCCUGCUAAGUAUUCAAAUGUAACAAGUAUUUGUGGGGUUUCUGGAUAAAUGUAUGGAGUAAAAAAAAAAGUUAAUUAUUGUCUUUAGGAAUAUAGUGAAGUAAAAGUACAAAUUGUCAAAAAGAUAAAUAGUAAAGUAUAGAUAUCCCCCAAAAAAUGACUUAAGUAGUACUUUAUUAAGUAUUUGUACUUUAAGUACUUCACAAUGACUACAAUGCUACAAUGACUUCUGCAUGACAGUACACAUAUUGGCCCAACGUCUCACUGCUCUUAGCAAACUCUGCUCUGUUAUAACCUGUUUGUUGAGUGAACUUGUACCGCUGUCGUCUUAUUACUAUAGUGCUUGGUAACACUGCUGUUGCAUCCACAUAGGAAUAUUUACAUUGUACAUUUAUAUUGUGUUCUGUUGUAAUCGCAUGUACAUAACUCCCCCCCCCCUUAAACCUGCA